AUGCAGGGUACAACCAGGACCCCUCAUAUGAUGCAGGGUACAACCAGGACCUCUCGUAUGAUGCAGGGUACAACCAGGAUCCCUCACAUGAUGCAGGGUACAACCAGGACCCCUCAUAUGAUGCAGGGUACAACCAGGACCCCCUCGCAUGAUGCAGGGUACAACCAGGACCCCUCACAUGAUGCAGGGUACAACCAGGACCUCUCACAUGAUGCAAGGUGCAACCAGGACCUCUCACAUGAUGCAGGGUACAACCAGGACCUCUCACAUGAUGCAGGGUACAACCAGGACCUCUCACAUGAUGCAGGGUACAACCAGGACCCCUCACAUGAUGCAGGGUACAACCAGGACCCCUCACAUGAUGCAGGGUACAACCAGGACCUCUCACAUGAUGCAGGGUACAACCAGGACCUCUCACAUGAUGCAGGGUACAACCAGGACCCCUCACAUGAUGCAGGGUACAACCAGGACCUCUCACAUGAUGCAGGGUACAACCAGGACCUCUCACAUGAUGCAGGGUACAACCAGGAUCCCUCACAUGAUGCAGGGUACAACCAGGACCCCUCACAUGAUGCAGGGUACAACCAGGACCUCUCACAUGAUGCAGGGUACAACCAGGACCCCUCACAUGAUGCAGGGUACAACCAGGACCUCUCACAUGAUGCAGGGUACAACCAGGACCUCUCACAUGAUGCAGGGUACAACCAGGACCUCUCACAUGAUGCAGGGUACAACCAGGACCUCUCACAUGAUGCAGGGUACAACCAGGAUCCCUCACAUGAUGCAGGGUACAACCAGGACCCCUCACAUGAUGCAGGGUACAACCAGGACCUCUCACAUGAUGCAGGGUACAACCAGGACCUCUCACAUGAUGCAGGGUACAACCAGGACCCCUCACAUGAUGCAGGGUACAACCAGGACCCCUCACAUGAUGCAGGGUACAACCAGGACCCCUCACAUGAUGCAGGGUACAACCAGGACCUCUCACAUGAUGCAGGGUACAACCAGGACCCCUCACAUGAUGCAGGGUACAACCAGGACCCUCACAUGAUGCAGGGUACAACCAGGACCCCCUCGCAUGAUGCAGGGUACAACCAGGACCUCUCACAUGAUGCAGGGUACAACCAGGACCCCGUCACACGAGGCAUGGUGUAA
Messenger RNA from Procambarus clarkii (red swamp crayfish), 1155 nucleotides. RefSeq names its product eukaryotic translation initiation factor 3 subunit A-like. The record is from RefSeq and is a predicted model, not a curated record. Lineage: Eukaryota; Metazoa; Arthropoda; Malacostraca; Decapoda; Cambaridae.